AUGAAAGUUUUGACUAGUCUCCCUAUUUUACUCGGCUGCUGGACUCUGUUAUAUCUGGACUUUUUACCGCAAGCGCUCUCCCUCACCGGAGUGGCGGCGCAGCGCUCCGGCGGACACCGAAACACCGGUGCGGACAAACUCAAUCUAAGCGCUUCACGGUUAACGGUGGCGCACAACGGCACCACGCCCGGAAAGCCCUUUGACAACGCGAAGAUUUCUCGAAUCAGGGCUGGGCCACCUCCGAUAAAGGUCGAGGCAAACCCGGCGACAAACGCGCAAAGCGGCCGCGCCACAGUACCUGUCAGUUUUGGGCGCAGGGAGGCCGUGCGCUCUUGGAUACCCAAGGAUGCGGUGCGGGUUGCACCCGGCACGGCAUCCUCUUUCAGCAUCAAACCCCAACCAGGACACAAUAAAGGAAAUGGGGUUUCCAUGCAAAAAUCCCCUGCGUCUUCCACGAUUAAAGCAGGACAGCCCAAAACAGGGGUGAUGAAAAGUAUCGCACCGGCUCCGGCGCAGCUGAGAGCGAAAACUCCAGUGAGGCUUGAGGACAGCGAGGCACCCAAACACCCCUUAGUGACGCCGCAUGACUACAUGCUGUCCCUGUACUGGUCACUGACCAGUGGAGAGGUCAAUACUAGUGUCCUUCACGAGGCUGGGAUGGCCAACACCAUCACUAGUUUUGUAGACAGAGGACAAGAUGACCGUGUGACCAUGCGUCGUCAGAGGUACCUCUUCAACAUCAGUUCAAUGGAGAAGGAGGGUCUGUUGGGUGCAGAACUGCGCAUCCUUAGAAAAAAACAUGUGGACUCUCGUAAAGCCACAUUUGCAAAGGGCACGGCUUCUUUGAGACUAUACACUUGUGCCACAAGUAAGCACAGAUCCAUGAUGCUCCAUUCUCGGCCUAUUGAUCAACACAGCGCCCCGUACUGGGAAGUGUUUGACAUCUGGAAACUGUUCAAGAACUUUAGAAACAACCCUCAGCUUUGCUUUGAGCUUGACGCUGUCGAUAAAGGCCGACCGCUUGACUUGAGAUUGCUUGGCCUGAGUCGGUUGGGAAGAAAUACUAAAGAGAAGGCCUUCUUUGUGGUGUUUGGACGUACGAAAAAGCGUGGGCUCUUCUACAAUGAGAUCAAAGCACGUUCAGGGCAUGACAACAAGACGGUCUACGAGUACCUCUUCACCCAACGGAGGAUGCGGCGAGCACCUUUGCCACGUGGCAAAAAACUGCCCAAGAACCCCAAACAGCGGUGCAAUCGCAAGCAGCUACACGUCAACUUCAAGGAAAUGGGCUGGGAUGACUGGAUCAUUGCUCCUCUGGAGUACGAGGCCUUCCACUGCGACGGCAUCUGCGACUUUCCAAUUCGUUCCCAUUUGGAGCCUACGAAUCAUGCCAUCAUCCAGACCCUCAUGAACUCCAUGGAUUCCAGGUCCAUACCUCCUACCUGCUGUGUCCCAACCAGACUUAGUCCAAUCAGUAUCCUGUACAUUGACUCAGCCAAUAAUGUGGUCUACAAACAGUAUGAGGACAUGGUGGUUGAGAGUUGUGGUUGCAGGUAGCGAGAACUUGCUAAAGGCUUUUAACCAAAGCAACUUACAUUGCAUUGAAGGGAAACAUUUUAUUCGUAUGUGUGCAUCCCCUUGGGAAUCAAACCCAUUGGUGUUGCUAGUCUACCAGUUGAGCUACUCGAACGGUAAAGGAAAAUCAUUGGAGUUUCCAAACUGAAGGAAAAGUUCUGCAGACCUUUAAAAAGCAAGCAUAAAUGCUAAGACAAAGUUGAAAUAGAAACCCUUGAUGUUUCUGACUUUCCACAGGAGCUCUCAAAAAUUCCAAAAGGACAUUCAACGAGCUGGAGAGAGACAAUGGAAAAACUCAAGAGUAUGUCUCCCUGUUUGUUGGUCCAUUUGUUGAAAAAAGAUGUCUAUGAACCGCCAAACAGCUUGGAGAAGCCAUGCUGAUUUCUCAUUAACUUCUGUAGGUUCAUAAAAGGAUUCUGAGCAAAUGAACAGACACUGUUGCUUAGGCAUUUUUACCUCUGUUUACACAAACCUGUGUCGAUGUGCCAACGCAAAUGUAGAUGUCUUGUUCUUCAAAUAAUACAUUCAUGUAAACAACAGAUUAGUUCGCAGCUCCUGUACAGGGCUCCAGACUAAAAAAAUGACUUAAGAGCCAUUGGCUCCUAAACUGAAACAUUAAGGAGCCAAAUGGCUGUUUUUAGUAGCCAAAUCACAGAUUUUCUCGAUUUAGAUUGCUGUUCAGAAACAAGAUAGAAAGCCAAAGAAAAGGAAGUCAGCUGGUAACCCAUUCAUCGAAGGUUUAAUAAACAGUAUAUUUAGUUGAGAAGAUAAGUUUCCCUUUUGCAUUCCCUUUUGUCUCAUAAAUGUCCACACCCCUUUCAUAAUUUAUACAAAUAUAAGAGAUAAAUGAUUUGUUUUUAUUUAGUACUGCUCUUCAGAAUCUACAUUACAGAUAUUUACAUGAAGUAUAGCAUGCAUAUAGUAGUGUGUUGUCUUCUUGAGCAUCAAUAUAUGUUUGCACCUUGUGUAAUAGUUG
This is a messenger RNA of Myxocyprinus asiaticus (Chinese sucker), 2551 nucleotides long. RefSeq names its product growth/differentiation factor 5-like. Gene Ontology annotation, molecular function: growth factor activity; cytokine activity. Gene Ontology annotation, biological process: BMP signaling pathway; SMAD protein signal transduction. The coding region runs from base 1 to 1557 and encodes 518 amino acids. Lineage: Eukaryota; Metazoa; Chordata; Actinopteri; Cypriniformes; Catostomidae. The transcript has 2 exons. Gene Ontology annotation, cellular component: extracellular region. The record is from RefSeq and is a predicted model, not a curated record.